Molecule: messenger RNA, 1083 nt
Organism: Amborella trichopoda
Lineage: Eukaryota; Viridiplantae; Streptophyta; Magnoliopsida; Amborellales; Amborellaceae
Source: RefSeq, a predicted model, not a curated record
UUGCUUUCAUUUUACUUUUGUAUAUACGUUAUUUUGGCUUUCAUUUUGGACCCAUUACCUGUUGGUGGGCUCGUGUUUACAGGAUUUGUGGGCCUCUCUCUCUCUUACUCACUGAGUCUGAACACUUGCCAAACUUUCCUAACUAGAUGGCAAUGCACGCUCGCUAACUAUAUCAUCUCAGUUGAGCGUCUAAAGCAAUUCACGAACCUUCCUUCUGAACCAGCAGCAAUUGUAGAUGAUCACAGGCCACCACAUUCGUGGCCUGCCAAAGGGAGGAUAGACUUCCAGGACCUCAAGAUAAAGUAUCGUCGUGAUUCUCCACUAGUUCUUAAAGGGAUUACAUGUGCAUUUGAGGCUUGCAAAAGAGUGGGAGUGGUUGGAAGAACAGGUAGCGGAAAAACAACGCUGAUAAGUGCCCUAUUUCGUCUGGUUGAACCGGCAAGUGGGAAGAUCCUUAUAGAUGGACUGGACGUUUGCUCCAUUGGUCUUAGGGAUCUAAGAAAUAAGCUUAGCAUUAUACCCCAAGAGCCAACUCUUUUCAAGGGUACUAUAAGGAGUAACUUGGACCCUCUAGGCGUAUACAGCGACCAUGAGAUAUGGGAGGCCAUCGAGAAGUGCCAACUGAAGACCACCAUCCAGGGCCUCCCAAACUUGCUCGAUUCAACUGUGAGCGAUGAAGGAGGGAAUUGGAGUGCAGGGCAGAGGCAGCUCUUCUGCCUUGGAAGGGUCCUUCUAAGAAAGAAUAGGAUAUUGGUUCUUGAUGAGGCAACUGCAUCCAUUGAUUCUGCCACUGAUGCUGUUCUUCAAAAGGUCAUAAGAAAGGAAUUCUCAAACUGUACGGUGAUAACAGUGGCGCAUAGGGUCCCCACUGUCACUGAUAGUGAUCUCGUCAUGGUUCUUUCUUAUGGUAAGCUCUUGGAAUAUGAUAAGCCGUCAAGACUCAUGGAAACCAACUCUUCCUUUGCCAAGCUUGUGGCUGAAUACUGGGCCAAUUGUAAUACAACCACCCAUUAGAGAGAGAGUAGUAUGUGAACCAUGAGAGAGAGAGAGAGAGAGAGAGAGAGAGAGAGAGAGAGAGAGAGA